Daldinia childiae is the source of this 393-nucleotide messenger RNA. RefSeq lists its product as uncharacterized. NCBI's taxonomy places the organism in Eukaryota, Fungi, Ascomycota, Sordariomycetes, Xylariales, Hypoxylaceae. Bases 1 to 393 code for a protein of 130 amino acids. The record is from RefSeq and is a predicted model, not a curated record. The transcript has a single exon.
AUGCCGCCCCCGGCCUCUUCCCCAGCAUCUUCCGGCGACAACACCUCAAUAAAGAACCGAACAGUCCAUCUAAAAGCCACAUAUUCCAACUCCAACUCCUCCGACUCUUCGAUAUCAUCAGCCGAAGCCUUUACACUUUCGACACCCCUCUCUCUCCCCGAAUCCGGCAUUACAGACCACAAAACGUCAUACCUACGCACCUUGCGUGAAGCAGUGUCCUCUCUUCAAGACAAUGUGAACAGCGAACUGACAAUGCGCAUGGAAAAGGAGACUCGCGAAGCGGCUGUCACUGGGGAUAGCAAAAAGGGUGGGAAGAGCAUUGCGGCUGCUGGCGUCGACGAGGCGAUCGAGGAGGAGAAUUAUGGGGAGGAAGUAGUGGAAGAUGAUGAAUAA